Molecule: messenger RNA, 1910 nt
Organism: Sinocyclocheilus rhinocerous
Lineage: Eukaryota; Metazoa; Chordata; Actinopteri; Cypriniformes; Cyprinidae
Product: transmembrane protein 183-like
Exons: 8
Coding region: 130-1212 (360 amino acids)
Biological process (GO): regulation of protein stability
Cellular component (GO): SCF ubiquitin ligase complex
Molecular function (GO): protein binding
Source: RefSeq, a predicted model, not a curated record
UGAUGGCUGAAGAUCCUGGAGGAGCUUUCCCUAAUUUCACCCUCAUUUUUAUCGGGUUUUCGUUACCUCUGCUGGGAAGAUGGCAGGGCACACAGCCUCGAUAAACGGCCAGAGACCCCCGCUGUUGUCAUGCCCAAGAAAGGGAACCGAAAACGGCUGAAAUUUAGAGCCGAGGAUGUUUGCUCGGAGUCAGUAACUGUGGCUGACUAUGCCAACGCCGAUCCCGCCAUCGUGAAGUCGGGAAGAGUUAAAAAGGCUGUUGUUAAUGCAAUUGAAAAAGAAGUGAAAUUACUCCGUGGACUCGAGGCAUCCCACGGUCCCGUGCAGGAAGUGCUCUCCUCUGCAGUUGGUGUGAGUAAUGCAGCCCUUGAGAGCAGUGAUGAACUGGACUCAGAGGAAGGGGAUGAAAUCAAAGGGUCCCGCAAAAAGAAAAACAAAAGACGCAAAGAAAACAGUGGGAGCAUAGAUGGAGAGGAGUAUCCCAUUGAUAUUUGGCUUCUGCUUGCUGCAUACAUUCGGCCAGAAGACGUCUGCAGAUUUUCUUUGAUCUGCAAGAAUGCUUGGACAGCCACGUGCACGGCUGCAUUUUGGACACGACUCUACAAAAGGCACUAUAACCUUGAUGCAGACCUCCCCGAUCGCCUUCAACCUGAUUCUAUUGUAAAGAUGCAUUGUCUUCGUGCCCAUGUGAUUCGCUCGCUUUUUCACUUAUAUGAGCCCUUUAGCUUGCGGGUGUCCAAAAGCCCUCCUCUCCCUGAAUCUACGCCUACAACACUCCUCAAUUCCAAGUGUUUGUUGUUUUGGGUCAACAAAGUGUCUGGAAGUAGGUCAGAGCCGAUGUGGGAAUUCAACUUCAAGUUUGUGAAACUGCCAACCAAGGGCAAAAAUGGAUGCAGUUUGAGUCUUCAGCUGCCCAGGCAGUAUAAAGAUGUUCACACUAAUCCAGACUCGGACUGUUAUCUGCUGCGAGUCACUACCCUCAAUUUUAUUUUCACUUCUGUUGUGAUGGGCAUGACAUUAACUUUGUUUACCAUUAAUGUGAGCACAGACAUGAGGCACCACCGAGUGCGCCUGGAGUUCCAGGAUUCACCAGUCAUUCGAGGGAAGAAGCUUAGGGGUGAACAGGGGGUGCAGGUAGUGCUGGACCCUGUCCACAACGUACGCCUCAUGGACUGGUGGCACCCUCAGUACCCCACAUCCUCAUAUAAUUAGACUAAUGAACUCCAAACUUGUCAAUUACAAAAAUAUUGCAGAAGACAAUUCAGGCCUGUUUCGACCAACCCUAAAGUCCUGGCUUGGUAGUCAGUUUUUCUGUUGAAUUUUACACUUUGUACUUCGUGUGCUGCUUUUAUGGACACUUUAGUUUUGAUUUGUAGUCCAAACUCAAGGUCUCAAGACAAUGUAUGUGGCAGUUGACUUUAAUAGUCUGGGUAGCUGCCAUAUUUAAUUUGAUUGGUUUCACGAUAGAAGUACAGAAGAUAGAAGUCGAUUCAAUAUGUCAUGCUACCAUUUUUAACCUAUGUUUUAUUGGAGAUGUUUUUUUUCUUCCACUGAAAAUUGUGGAUUUUUUUUUCUCCACUUGAUCAAAUUCCAAGUACACAGCAGUACAACCCUCUGAACAGACUGCUUGCCGCCCUCAGUUUUUAAGGCAAAAAUCUGUUCACAUUAAAUAUGGCAUCUACAUCAGUAUAUGGUAAUGGUAUGCUUUUCUUGCCCAUUGAGAGUGGUUUAGAAAAUUCAUCAUCAGGUUAUAUAACACUUGUAUAGUAGGGUUUGCAUGCCUCUAAUCUUGAAUCAUAUGUCAUUUAAUAAUUAGUUGUUGUUUUUUCUUCAAUAGCAUUCUCAAGAUUCACCUUAAUUCUUUAGAUUUCUCAUUCUGUCUCUCUGCAAAUUUAUAAAUCGGUAAACUA